Microplitis mediator is the source of this 2190-nucleotide messenger RNA. Its product is annotated as zinc finger protein 426-like. The transcript is spliced from 4 exons. Gene Ontology annotation, biological process: regulation of transcription by RNA polymerase II. Gene Ontology annotation, cellular component: nucleus. Gene Ontology annotation, molecular function: DNA-binding transcription factor activity, RNA polymerase II-specific; RNA polymerase II transcription regulatory region sequence-specific DNA binding. The record is from RefSeq and is a predicted model, not a curated record. Lineage: Eukaryota; Metazoa; Arthropoda; Insecta; Hymenoptera; Braconidae. The coding region runs from base 239 to 1903 and encodes 554 amino acids.
UUGAAAAAAAAAAACCGCUAAGAAAUUUUUAGUUUUACUGACGUUAAUUUUGUGAAAAACGGACAUAAUUUAAGCAAUCGAGUGGUUAAAAUGAAAAGUUUGAAUAAUAUCCAAGCUAAUUAAUUAAAAAAAUGUAUUAAAUCAAUGACUGCUUGAUUACUGUAAUAAAUAAUAAGGACUGAAUUUUUGAUUGCUGUAUUUAUCAACAAUACAAUAAAAAAUUUGAAUAAAUUAUACAAUGAGCACUCCGCCGGAAAUAGUGGACAUAACUAGUGACGAUGAAGCUAACGGUUCACAUGCAGAGAAUCAGGAUGAAGUUGUCCUUGUUUACGAAGCGGUGGCUAAAAAACAUCCAGGAAAUAAUGUUCUCAAUUCAUUGUUUGCGCUUACAAAUCAAUGCCGUUCAAAUAAUAAUGGCCCGUCAAUUAUUCCAGCAGUACAAAGAAUGAAAAUGUUGAGCGAAUGUUUAAUUUUGAAUCGUAUCGCAAUGCAAAAUAUACAAGCAUUAACAAAUAGUAUUAAUUCAAGAGUUACUAUUGCCAACCAAAAUUUACGAGACUCUAACUCUCAUAAUUCUUCUUUGACUUCUACUGCUACUAGUAUUACUGGAAGCGCAUGUAUUAAUAGUACUGGUACUAGUACUACCGCUAGUAUAGUUUCUAAUGAUAAUUUCCUGCCGGGUGUUGAUAAAAAUAAAGUAAAGCUAGAAGUAUUGAAAAAUAAUCUUGAGACGAUCAAUGAAUUGAUAGAGGAAAACAAUUCCCUGAAAGAAGAUAAAGAUAAAGACAAAGCAAAUGAUGUAAUUGAAGAAUUGGCUGUCAAGGAUCCAGAGAAUCAUUCAACAGGCAAUGAUUGUAGUGAAGUAAAUCUAGUUCCGGUUGUUGAUAAUGACAUUUCUAAGGAUGAGAAGAAAGAUCUUGUUAUUCUGAAUGAUGGAGCUAGUGGUCCAUCAAACUUGCUGGUACAAGUUGAUGAAGUUGCUGACUGUUCAAAUGCGGGAACUGCCCAUGAAAAAAACUCUGAAUCAGUAAAACCAGUUUUUGAUGAAUCAGUAAAAUCAAUUACUGAUGAAUCAGUAAAACCAAUUAGUGAACCAGAUCAUACGGGAUCAAAUACUCAAUUAAAAAUUGAUAACGUUUUUAGUUUAAACGAUUCACAUAAAAACAGUAGCACAGAAGAAAUUGAUAACAUUCAGGAGUCAUUGAAAAAUCAACCGGUUGCUGAACCUAAAGAUGAAAAACCAUUCAAAUUAGCGAUUCUGUUUAAAAAACGUGAGCGUAGUCCUGAUAAAAAUAAUCACGAUUGUAAGGAAUGUGAGACAGAGUUUGACUAUUCAUCAGCAAUAAAUUUACGCAUCAGAAAACAAGACGGUGAACGUUUCUACAAAUGUCCGCGUUGUUCUUAUGUUAGCACCUGCCUGAGGAGUAUUAAAACUCAUGUUCGGUCUCAUACGAAAGAAAAACCAUACGAAUGUCAUGAAUGUCGGGCGAAAUUUGUCAGCUCUCGUGAUCUUUUAAAACACAAGUACAAUAUCCACUUGUGGAGAUUGUCUGACAACAAUGACUUGAGAUGCAGAAUUUGCAAAGAAACUUUUCAAGACCCGCGAAGUUUAGCGAUUCAUUUUAGUGCCCAUAAGAAUGGAGAUUAUUAUGAAUGCAACAUUUGUCAAUAUAAGAAAACGAAGGCAAGUUCGUUAGAGAACCACAUGAACAAACAUGUUGAUAAUAAUUUGUUUAUUUGCAAUGAUUGCGGGAAAUCAUUUCAGCAGAAAGGACUAUUGAGAGAACACUGGAGAUUUUAUCAUAUUUCACAACUGCAAAACAAGAGAUACAAGUGUCCGCAGUGUCCCUAUAAUUUUGUUCACUACGAGUGUCUUAAUCGUCACAGAAAUAAAAAUCAUUAAGUUAAAUCUCUGUUGCAGAAUUUAAUUGCAUUUUGAUUGCAAUGAAAAAAUUAGUUACGAUUAAAUAAUUUAGUUUGCACGGUAGACUUAUUGGUUGGAUUUAAAUAAUUUCGAUUAUUACAUUACUUUAUUGCUUUUGGUAAUUAUUCAUUUAUCUAUAGAGAGAAAUUUAAAGAAAAAAUUGAGAAUUUUUUGUUUAAAAAAAAAUUUAAUUUAAUUUAAAAAAGAAAAUUAAAAAUUAUUAUUUAAAAAAUAAAUUUAGAAAUUAUUAUCAUUAAAAUAUUAUG